AAUCUUCUGGAGUAAUUUACAUUGGAAGUGGUCCAGCGUAGGCGAGACCCAUCGAAGGAUCGUCAGGGGCACGCGUAGGCAAAAUUCAAACUGGGACUGAAGGUUGUAGGAGGUGGGGUUUUCCUUGUAUUCAAACUCACGCUCAUCUCCACAUUCGCUGAGAACCUGUUACUUCACCCGGUUCGAUCUUCAAACACGGUCAUUCUUCGUUCGAGGCUACUAAAAAAAUGGAAUACUUGCAGACCGCAGUUUUGCUUCUUCUUUCGCUAUUCGCAAUUACUAACGGUGGAUAUUAUCACUCCAAGAUAUUGUCACCUGACAAUAUUGGCUGUGAAACAUAUACUUGUGGAGUUAACGCAAGAUGUACUGUUAGCGAAGGCAGACCAGUUUGUUCUUGUAUGAAUUUGCACAUGGGGGACCCUCUUUCCCGCUGUAUCAGGGUGGAAUGUUUAAUAAAUGAGGAUUGCAUUGGAAGCAGAGUAUGUACUAAUAACAGAUGCAUAGAUGCCUGCGAUGGUUUGUGUGGCGUGAACGCGUUAUGCAAAACCAAAAAUCACAUUCCAACGUGUUAUUGUCCUACGGGACACACGGGAGAUCCUUUCACCUCUUGCCGUGUAGCUGACCCUCAGGCUGCCUGCAAGCCGAGUCCUUGUGGAGCUAAUACCAAAUGCGAAGUAGUGAAUGAGGUUCCUGUUUGCAGUUGCCUUCCGGGUUAUAGAGGAUCUCCUUUAACUGGUUGCCGCCACGAGUGCGAAAGUGACAGUGAAUGUCCGAAUCAUCUUGCCUGCUCGUCUAAUUUCAGAUGUGAAAAUCCAUGCCAAUGCGGUGAGAAUGCGGAAUGUCACGUUAUUAAUCAUCAAGCCAUGUGUAGUUGUCCAACCAACUGGUUGGGAAAUGCGUUCGUAGCCUGUCGUCCGGAAUGUACCACGCACUUAGAGUGUUCAGGGAACAAACCAGCUUGUCUAAAUCAGAAAUGCGUGAACCCUUGUGACGGAGUAUGUGGUGUGAACGCAGAUUGCAGUGUGCGAGGCAUAACUCCAGUUUGUAGUUGCCCAAAACACAUGACUGGCAAUCCUUUCGUUAGCUGUAGAUUAUUCGAAGCACGAGAUCUGUGUGAACCUAAUCCUUGUGGAACCAAUGCAAUUUGUACUCCUGGCCAUGACAACACUGGGAAGGAAAGACCAAUAUGCACGUGUCCCUCAGGAUAUAUAGGAAACGCCCUGACUAGUUGUCAACGUGGAGAAUGCUUCACUGACAGUGAAUGUCCAGAUAAUAAGGCGUGCAUUGACUACUCUUGCCAAAAUCCUUGCACUGGGAAAGAAUGUGGACCAUCAGCUACUUGCACACCCAGGCGCCAUAUCGCGGUGUGUACUUGUCCGGAUGGGACUCGUGGAGAUGCUCUUUUCACUUGCAAUCCAAUUGAUAGUAGAGCGGUAUACAAUUAUGGCAGGGCUUAUAGAUAUCAUUACUACUGAAAAUCAAAAUUAAUCGUAAUUAAUUUCACGGAUAUUUUCUGUAUAGUGUUAUUACAGGGUUAAUUUUGAAGAGAGUAUAUAUUUAUUAAUGUCAUUAAUUAGUUAAACUAAAAAUGUACAUAAUUGACUAUAUGAAAUAAACAUGAUCAAGGCAGUUUAUCAA
Molecule: messenger RNA, 1638 nt
Organism: Bombus pyrosoma
Lineage: Eukaryota; Metazoa; Arthropoda; Insecta; Hymenoptera; Apidae
Product: neurogenic locus notch homolog protein 1
Exons: 7
Coding region: 228-1475 (415 amino acids)
Source: RefSeq, a predicted model, not a curated record